Penicillium lagena is the source of this 2709-nucleotide messenger RNA. RefSeq names its product bifunctional acetylglutamate kinase/N-acetyl-gamma-glutamyl-phosphate reductase (gene argEF). The coding region runs from base 1 to 2709 and encodes 902 amino acids. The transcript has 3 exons. NCBI's taxonomy places the organism in Eukaryota, Fungi, Ascomycota, Eurotiomycetes, Eurotiales, Aspergillaceae. The record is from RefSeq and is a predicted model, not a curated record. Gene Ontology annotation, molecular function: NAD binding; L-glutamate N-acetyltransferase activity, acting on acetyl-CoA as donor; acetylglutamate kinase activity. Gene Ontology annotation, cellular component: mitochondrial matrix; cytoplasm; mitochondrion. Gene Ontology annotation, biological process: L-arginine biosynthetic process.
AUGCAGGCUGGUGCCACCAUGCUCUCCCUUCGCACCGCCGUGCGGAGAGCUUCCUCCAAGCCCCUCCGAUCGCUCUCCGCACCGCACACCGUCCGUUCGCCCGCUCGCCAUGCGCGGAAGACCACCACCGCUGUCUCUCCUCAGCAGCGCCGGGGCUACUCGCGUGCCACCGACCCUCACCUCACCUCCACCCGCAGCACUGUCGUCCAGCUGCUCAGCAACAUCGGCUCCAAGCGUGAGGUCCAGCAGUACCUGUCCCACUUCACCUCCGUCUCCUCCCAGCAAUUCGCCGUGAUCAAGGUCGGCGGUGCCAUUAUUACCGAGCACCUCGAGACUCUGUCGUCUGCUCUGGCUUUCCUCAACCAUGUUGGCCUCUACCCCAUCGUCGUGCACGGUGCCGGGCCCCAGCUGAACCGCAUGCUAGAGGCUGCGGGCGUGGAGCCCCAAUUCGAGGAUGGGAUCCGGGUCACUGAUGGUAAGACAUUGGCGCUGGCGCGGAAGCUGUUUCUCGAAGAGAAUAUGAAGCUCGUGGAGGAGUUGGAGCGGAUGGGCGUGCGUGCUCGUCCCAUCACUGCGGGCGUUUUCUCUGCCGAUUACCUCGACAAGCCCAAGUACAAUCUGGUCGGUAAGAUCAAUGGGGUUGAUAAGACUCCCAUUGAAUCUGCUAUUGCCGCGGGUUGCUUGCCUAUUCUCACUUCCAUGGCGGAGACCCCUGAUGGCCAGGUGCUCAAUGUCAAUGCGGACGUGGCUGCCGGUGAGCUCGCUCGCUCUCUGCAGCCGCUGAAGAUUGUGUACCUGGCCGAGAAGGGCGGUCUGUUCAACGGUGAUACCGGUGAGAAGAUCUCUGCCAUCAAUCUCGACGAGGAGUACGACCACCUCAUGAGCCAGUGGUGGGUGCGUCACGGCACUCGCUUGAAGAUCAAGGAGAUGCAGGACCUGCUGGCCGACCUGCCUCGCUCAUCCAGCGUUGCCAUCAUCCACCCUGCCGACCUUCAGAAGGAACUGUUCACCGACUCUGGUGCUGGCACUCUGAUUCGUCGGGGUAACAAGAUUCAGGUCAAGAGUUCGCUCUCCGACUUUGAGGACCUGCAAACCCUGAAGGAUGUACUGGUUCGUGACCGCGAGGGUCUGGAUGCCCGCGCCGUGGUUGACCGCUACGUUGAUGGUCUGCAGCAGCACGAGUUCAAGAUCUACUCCGAUGAGCCGAUGGAAGCUCUUGCCGUUGUACUUCCCCCGCAGCAGGGUGCCUUGAUGGCCCAUCUGGCGACCUUCGCUAUCACCAAGUCCGGCUGGCUGACAAACGUGGCCGACAAUGUCUUCGCCAGUAUCAAGAAGGACUUCCCCAAGUUGGCGUGGACCGUCAAGGAGGACGACGAGAACCUGACCUGGUUCUUUGACAAGGCCGACGGCAGUCUCAGCCGUGACGGCGAGGUUCUGUUCUGGUAUGGCGUCGAAAGCGGCGAGGAGGUCAAGCAGCUUGUCCAGGAAUUCAACAAGCAUGGCCGCCAGAUGUUUGGAGAUAUCAACCUCGAGUCGCGCCUCCACCGCGCGGCCCAGGCUGCUCUAAACAAUGUCUCGACGGGUUUUGGCGCCAGCGGUGCCUCGGCUGAGCAGAGACGCGCCUUCUCCACGACUAGCAAUGCUCUCCGGGCUACUCGCUCGAAGCGUCCUGCCGUUGCUGUGAAUGCUCGCCGCACCUAUGCCACCACCAACCCCAACCCCCCUCUGGGCGAGAAGAACGCGUCGAACACUCAGCCCGCCAAGGUUGCUCUGAUCGGUGCCCGCGGCUACACCGGGCAGGCCCUGAUCAACCUGCUCAACGCACACCCCAACAUGGACCUGCGCCAUGUGUCAUCUCGCGAGCUGGCCGGUAAGAAGCUCCAGGGCUAUGACAAGCGGGAGAUUAUCUAUGAGAACCUGAGCCCGGACGAUGUCCGCAAGAUGUCCGCCAACGGCGACAUCGACUGCUGGGUGAUGGCCCUGCCGAACGGCAUCUGCAAGCCCUUCGUCGACGCCGUCAACCAGGGCGCCGAGAAAGGCAACGUGAUCGUCGACCUCAGCGCAGACUAUCGUUUCGACCCGAACUGGACCUACGGUCUCCCGGAGCUGGUCAGCCGCUCCGACAUCGCCAAGGCUACCCGCAUCGCCAACCCGGGCUGCUAUGCCACCGCCGCUCAGCUGGGCAUCGCGCCUCUCGUCCCGUACCUCGCAGGCCAGCCAACCACCUUCGGUGUCUCCGGCUACUCGGGCGCCGGCACGAAGCCUAGCCCAAAGAACGACGUCAACAACCUCACCAACAACCUAAUUCCCUACAGCCUGACGGACCACAUCCACGAGCGGGAAAUCAGCGCUCAGCUCGGUACCAGCAUUGCCUUUAUCCCACACGUCGCCGUCUGGUUCCAGGGUAUCCACCACACAAUCAGCAUCCCCCUCAAGGAAGAAAUGACCUCCCGCGACAUCCGCAACCUGUACCAAGACCGCUACGCCGGCGAGAAGCUUGUCAAGAUCGUCGGCGAGGCACCCCUGGUUAAGAACAUCGCUGGUCGUCACGGUGUCGAGAUCGGUGGUUUUGCUGUGCACUCGAGCGGCAAGCGUGUUGUCGUUUGCGCUACUAUUGACAAUUUGUUGAAGGGUGCUGCGACUCAGUGUCUGCAAAACAUGAACCUCGCCCUUGGAUACUCGGAGUACGAGGGCAUUCCUCUAGAAUAA